Molecule: messenger RNA, 2099 nt
Organism: Zea mays
Lineage: Eukaryota; Viridiplantae; Streptophyta; Magnoliopsida; Poales; Poaceae
Product: protein NRT1/ PTR FAMILY 3.1
Exons: 3
Coding region: 158-1969 (603 amino acids)
Biological process (GO): transmembrane transport
Cellular component (GO): membrane
Molecular function (GO): transmembrane transporter activity
Source: RefSeq, a predicted model, not a curated record
UAACAGUAUAAUUAUGUGUGGUUCCAUACUUCCAUCCUCGCAUGCAUGUGAGGGCCAUAGCUCACUGUCGCAUGCCCUGCUCUGCUUCAGCACCACACACACACAACAAUCAGUGUGGCCAUAACAAGCAGCUAGCGAGAGCUCCCCGCGUCCAGCCAUGGCAACCACGACGACGGCUGGUAGGAACAAUGGAGAAGGAGAACAGAAGAGGUGGAGGGAGAAAGGAGGCUUCAAGACCAUGCCAUUCAUACUUGGGAACGACAUCUGCGACCGGUUCGCCACGGCCGGCUUCGGCGCCAACAUGAUCACGUACCUGACGCAGCAGCUGCACCUGCCGCUGGUGGAGGCGUCCAACCUGCUGACCAACUUCGGCGGCACGUCCAGCCUCACGCCCAUCCUGGGCGCGCUCGCCGCCGACUCCUUCGCGGGCCGCUUCGGGACCAUCGUCGCCGGCUCCGUCUUCUACCAGCUCGGCAUGCUCGGCCUCGUCGUGUCCGCGCUCCUCCCUUCGCUCCGCCCCGCGCCGUGCCCCGGCGCCCCGGCCGCGUGCCAGCGCGCCUCCGGGUGGCAGCUCGCCGCGCUGUACCUCUCCCUCCUCUGCACGUCCGUCGGCUCCGGCGGGCUGCGGCCCUGCGUCGUGGCGUUCGGCACCGACCAGUUCGACCGCGAGCCCGGGGAGCAGCAGGUCACCGCGGAGGCGGCCGGGGAGGUGGCGGAGCGCAAGCGGCGCUACUUCAACCUCUACUUCUUCACGAUGGGGGUGGCGGCGCUGCUGGCGCUGACGGUGGUGGUGUACAUCCAGGACAACGUGGGCUGGGGCUGGGGGUUCGGGAUCCCCGCCGUCGCCAUGUUCGUCUCCAUCGUCGUGUUCGUGGUCGGGUACCCGCUGUACGUCCGCCUCAAGCCCGGGGGCAGCCCGUUCACGCGUCUCGCGCAGGUCGCCGCCGCCGCCUUUAAGAAGCGCCACGUCGCCGUGCCGGAGGACGCAGGGAUGCUGUACCAGGACAAGGAGCUCGACGCCUUCAUCUCCACCAACGGCAGGCUGCUGCACACCGAUCAGCUCACGUUCUUGGACCGGGCAGCGAUUGUGACGCCGGGUGACAUCUCCGCUUCCGGGCAGCCGGACCUGUGGCGUUUGUCAACGGUGCACCGCGUGGAGGAGCUCAAGUCCAUUGUCCGCAUGCUGCCCAUCUGGUCAGCAGGGAUCAUGCUGGCCACCGCUGGCUCGCACAACGGCACCUUCACCAUCUUGCAGGCGCGCACCAUGGACCGGCACAUCACCCGGCACUUCGAGAUACCACCAGCGACCAUGUCGAUCUUCGGGACCGCGGCCAUGCUCGUCAGCCUGGCUCUCUACGACCGCGCGUUCGUGCCGCUGGCACGCCGCGUCACGGGCCUGCAGUCCGGGAUCACCUACUUCCAGCGCAUGGGCAUCGGGCUCGCCAUCUCCAUCCUCGGCGUCGCCUCCGCCGCUCUCGUAGAGACCAAGCGCCGCGAUGCCGCGGCCGACAAUGGAUUCCUGGACAAUCCGGACGCCGUCGUCCCGAUCAGCGUGUUCUGGCUUGUGCCGCAGUUCGCCAUCCAUGGCGUCGCCAGCGCCUUCUCGUCGGUGGGGCACAUGGAGUUCCUGUACGACCAGGCGCCCGAGAGCAUGCGCAGUACUGCCGCUGCGCUCUUCUGGCUCGCCAGCUCCAUCGGCCACUACCUCGGCACGGUGCUGGUCACGGUGGUGCAGCGCACCACCCGCGGUCGUGGCGACUGGCUCCAGGACAACAUCAACCGUGGAAGGAUCGACAACUACUACUGGCUCGUCACCUGCCUCAUGGUGCUCGACCUUGGCUACUACAUCGUCUGCUUCCAUUUCUACACCAUGAAGCCACUAGAGAUGGCAGACGAACAAGAUGAUCAUGACGAAGAGUGUGAGCUCUCCACUGUCCCGAAAAACGGCAUCGGUGCCGGUGUGGUGUAACGUUGAUUUGCGGGUAAUUAAUUAGGAUGGACGUUAGAUGUUAAUAUAUGGGUUAGAUACUACUACAUGGUUAAUACCACCCUCCGCAUUACGACACAAAAUUCGGUGCAACGGAUAGGGAUUAUUGAUA